AUGCCUCAAAGCUCGGAUCUUACGAAUCCGCUCCUCCACCCGCUUCUUUUCCUCUAUCAGUUGCUGCAAUGGUUCAUCAAUAAAGCUCUUGCUCCGUAUCCCCCUCGGGAAAUCGACCAAUUGACGCGCCCAAAGAUUGCCAUUAUCGGUGCUGGGUUGACGGGCGUUUCGGCGGCGGCUCAUUGCGUUGGCCAUGGCUUUGACGUGACGAUUUUCGAGGCCGGGUCGAGGGAUCGACUCGGUGGUAUUUGGAGCAGAGUCAAUGACACGUCUGGCCUGCAAAUCCACUCCCUCAUGUACCGCUUCCAUCCCUCCGUCAAAUGGGAGGGCGGCUACCCCAAUCGCAAGCAAAUCGUCGACCAAAUCGAGCAAGUCUGGAAAGCCUACCACUUGGACAAGAAGACAAAAUUCGGCGUCAAAGUCAAGGGCCUCAAGCAGGACGACAAAGGCCGUUGGCUUGUCAACAACGACCCUUCCCUUGGACACUUUGAUGGCCUCAUUGCGGCGAUUGGGACUUGUGGUGAUGCCAAGAUGCCGCAUAUCCCCGGCAUGGAGAAAUUCAAAGGAGAGAUUUACCACUCUAGUGAUUUGACCGGGAAAGACGCCAAGGACAAGCACAUCGCCAUCAUCGGAGGAGGCGCUUCAGCCGUAGAAGCCCUGGAAUUCGCCUUUGCCGCCGGAGCAUCCAAAGUGUCCAUCCUCUCUCGAUCAGACAAAUGGAUCAUCCCACGAAACAUGAUUGUAGACACGCUCCUCAGCCUCAACGUCUUUGGCCAAGAGACUCUCUUUUCCUUCAUCCCCGAGUUUCUCCUCCGCAAGUUCUUUUACCGAGAUCUCCAAGAUCUGGCUCCUACUCACGAUAAAGGCAUCUUCAUGGGUACUCCCAUGGUCAACUCCGACGUCAUGGACAAACUGCGUCAAGGCAAAGCUGAAUGGGUCCGCGGCGAUAUUCUCGGCUUCACCAGCCGCGGAGUCACCGUCAACCGUCGUUCUCGCGGUGUUCCCAAAGACGGCCCCGGCCACGAACAGCUCAUCAAGGCCGACAUCGUCGUCAUGGCCACGGGCUUCAAGAGACCAUCGCUGGCGAUCCUCCCUGACGAAUGCUUCGACGAGCCGUACGGCCCGCCAAACUGGUAUCUGCAGACAUUCCCCCCCGCGCAUCCGUCCAUCUCAGCCAUCAACUCGACCUUUGUCGAAGCCAUUGGCACCGUUGGUAACUGGCACAUUGGCAUCUACACGCGUAUUCUUCUCAUGUUCCUGCUGGACCCCCUGACGCGGCCGAGUCGGUGGUGGAUGGAGCGCUGGAUCGACAUGACGCGCACGCUCAAGAAGUUUAGCCCGACGGGGGCGUUCGACUUUUUCACGUAUCUGGAGCUCGUCUGGUGGUUUGUGUUUUGCGUGGCGUUUAACCCGUUCCGCUGGAAGUGGGCGCUGUUUGUGUUUACGGGGCUGGGGAUUGGGAUUCCGGAUGCUAUUAUACAGCAGGAGAGGAAGUUUAUGAAUGGGGAUGGAUAUAAGAAUAGAGAUGAGGGAGUCAGUGUUUAA
This is a messenger RNA of Trichoderma aggressivum f. europaeum, 1545 nucleotides long. RefSeq lists its product as uncharacterized. The coding region runs from base 1 to 1545 and encodes 514 amino acids. The transcript has 3 exons. The record is from RefSeq and is a predicted model, not a curated record. Gene Ontology annotation, molecular function: flavin adenine dinucleotide binding; N,N-dimethylaniline monooxygenase activity; NADP binding. NCBI's taxonomy places the organism in Eukaryota, Fungi, Ascomycota, Sordariomycetes, Hypocreales, Hypocreaceae.